UCGGGUUACUUGCUACUAAAGAAUCUUAUAUUCAUUGUAGACAUGUAAAUAACAUUAAAGCAUAAAGGUCAUGCAAAUUUCUUCUUCAUAACUCUAAUGUUUGGCAGAUUUAGAAUCAAGAAGCCAGAAUUUCCACACAUUAAGACAAUUCAAUGAUGGGAAUCUAUGAAUGACGCUUUAAUUAUUAAUAUAAUUGAUGUUAAGAAUUAUAUGUGACAGAUGAGGAUGAUUUUUUUUCGCCUAACCAACGUAAAGACGCGCCCUGAAAGAAAGCAUCCCGGUUCCUCCCAGCGACACGCCCUCCCUCAAUACGAACGGGAAAAAUGGCGACAAGUAUGCUGCGGCUACUGCGAUUCUCCCCCAAAAACAUGGGAAUAAUGAGCCGUAAUACCGGCUCGAAAUCAUCAAACAUAUCCAGGACGAUACAGGGCCGGACUGCAGUAUCAACGCCAUCUGGGGCAAUUUUACCGAAGCCGGAUAAAACACCCUUUGGCCUGAUCCGCAUGACAGUGGUUGUGGUGCCUUUCCUGUAUGUGGGAACUCUGAUAAGUAAGAACUUUGCCGCUCUCUUGGAAGAGCAUGACAUCUUUGUCCCUGAGGAUGACGAUGAUGAUGACUGAGCUACCUUCAGAAAAUAAAUAUCAAAGGGUGCUUUGCAAUAUGGACUGAAAGCAUACCAGCAAGCAACAGGAAGACGGGGAAGAUGGGGCAGCUUCCAAAUAUAUCAAAAACCCAGCUUCUUCCAUUCUCCUCAGCUGUUUAUGUUUACACCAAAUUCAUUUGUGAUGAAAUACUAUUAUCAUGUGAGGCUUUCUAAACUUCUAGUUAUGCCAUCACUCUUGUUUGCAUGUUUGUGUCUGUCAACUUAAUAAAGAGUCGAUAACACA
Cheilinus undulatus (humphead wrasse) is the source of this 887-nucleotide messenger RNA. It is a transcript of the gene smdt1b, whose product is annotated as single-pass membrane protein with aspartate-rich tail 1b. NCBI's taxonomy places the organism in Eukaryota, Metazoa, Chordata, Actinopteri, Labriformes, Labridae. Gene Ontology annotation, biological process: mitochondrial calcium ion homeostasis; calcium import into the mitochondrion. The transcript is spliced from 3 exons. Gene Ontology annotation, cellular component: uniplex complex; mitochondrial inner membrane. The record is from RefSeq and is a predicted model, not a curated record. The coding region runs from base 324 to 620 and encodes 98 amino acids.